This is a messenger RNA of Caenorhabditis remanei, 279 nucleotides long. RefSeq lists its product as uncharacterized. Bases 1 to 279 code for a protein of 92 amino acids. The record is from RefSeq and is a predicted model, not a curated record. Lineage: Eukaryota; Metazoa; Nematoda; Chromadorea; Rhabditida; Rhabditidae. The transcript has a single exon.
AUGGCGGACAAGUCGACUUUCAUGAGCGCUGCCGGAAACAGCUUCGGCUAUAUGGGAUCAAACGUAUCAUCUUCUGGAUAUGCCCAUGAACAGUAUGCUUCCGGAGGUAGUGGUAGAGGAGCCAACAACAACCAAAACCAAGGAUCGGGAGGAAAUACCAAUCCAGGACAAAUAGUCUUCAUCAAUUGUGCUACCUUGGACCAUAGGAAUAUAGACAACAACGUCAAGAAGAGCCAGCAGCCAGCCAAAAUGCAACUGUUUUCGGUUUUUAUACCAUAA